AUGCUCUGGCCUGCGGUAACGGCAGAUGUGUUUGCAGAAAGGUUGAUCGUCUCUUCAGGUGGUCGGACCAGGGACGGCUGGAUGCCGCCUGCACUGGGCGAAGAAACCUUACUGGCAGUUUCCAUGGCGACCGGUCCCUCUGACGCCCUGCCGACCAAUCGUGGGGACAGAUCCUGCACUAAGGAGGAAAUGCGAGCCGCGGGACGGGUGUCUGUCAACGCCUCGGCGGCUCUCUUGGAGAAGGCGGUCAUCUUUGGUAUCCACUCAUGGUAG
Messenger RNA from Dibothriocephalus latus, 273 nucleotides. The record is from the annotation of a GenBank genome assembly. NCBI's taxonomy places the organism in Eukaryota, Metazoa, Platyhelminthes, Cestoda, Diphyllobothriidea, Diphyllobothriidae.